Molecule: messenger RNA, 903 nt
Organism: Mycetomoellerius zeteki
Lineage: Eukaryota; Metazoa; Arthropoda; Insecta; Hymenoptera; Formicidae
Product: RNA-binding protein 8A
Exons: 5
Coding region: 126-626 (166 amino acids)
Biological process (GO): RNA processing
Cellular component (GO): cytoplasm; nucleus
Molecular function (GO): mRNA binding
Source: RefSeq, a predicted model, not a curated record
GUUUGGCGACCAUUGGCGACUUGGCGAGUUGAAUGAUAGAGUGCUACGCAUAAUAAACGCGAUAUUUUGAACGAUUAACCGGAUUAACGUUAUACACACGUUAUUGAAAUACUGAAACUCUAACCAUGGCGGAUGUUUUGGAUAUCGAUAACGCUGAGGAGUUUGAGGUCGAUGACGAAGGAGAUCAGGGUAUCGCGCGUCUUAAGGAAAAAGCGAAGAAAAGGAAAGGUAGAGGCCAUGGCGCGGAAUUGGUAUCUACGAGAGACGAUGUUGGGCAUUACGAAUCCAUGAAUCUUGUUGAAGAAGACGACAAUGAGCCUGGUCCUCAGAGAUCUGUGGAAGGAUGGAUCUUAUUUAUAAAUUCAGUACAUGAAGAGGCACAGGAGGAUGAUAUUCAGGACAAGUUCUCUGAGUUUGGCCAAAUCAAGAACUUGCAUUUGAAUCUGGAUAGAAGAACAGGAUUUCUGAAAGGCUAUGCGUUAGUAGAAUAUGAAACUUUUAAAGAAGCACAAGCUGCGAAGGAGGCUCUAAAUGGUACAGAAAUCCUAGGUCAAGCUAUCUCUGUAGAUUGGUGCUUUGUAAAAGGACCAAAAAAAAUCAGGAAGAAAAGUCACAGAAGGCGAUGAGAGUUAUAGAUUAAUGACUAUAAUCAUAUCUUCUAUUGUAUAUCAUUAUUUCAAACAAAACAAGUUAUAUUAUAUUUGAUAAGCAUUUUUUAAAAUGCUCGAAAUAACUAUAAAUUAUUUUCUUCACUAGGAUUUUUGCUCUUUUGCUCCUAUAUCUAUUCCUAUAUAUCUAUUCAUAAUCUACCCAGACGUAAAGAACUUUGUAUGCUAUCAAAAAUAGAUCAUGAAUACAUAUAUCAUCCAGAUAUAGUCUCUUGUAUAAGAGAGAACUUUAAUA